Lotus japonicus is the source of this 1369-nucleotide messenger RNA. Its product is annotated as U-box domain-containing protein 52. The coding region runs from base 144 to 1355 and encodes 403 amino acids. The record is from RefSeq and is a predicted model, not a curated record. Lineage: Eukaryota; Viridiplantae; Streptophyta; Magnoliopsida; Fabales; Fabaceae. The transcript has 7 exons.
UUCUUAAACCUGUAUCAUUGAGGUUACAUGCCACAUUAUUGUGACACAUAAUUUAACAAAAAAACUACCAUUAUUAUGAUUGCAUAAUCCAAAAAAGUGUUAACAAUGUUUGGCGCCAUCAUCUGUGGGGAAAAGGGUUAACAAUGUGGAAUACAAGGGAUAAUGGAGAAACAAGGCAAGUGCAUGGAGAGGGGGUGGUGGCUGUAGCAGUGGACAAGGAAAAAUCCAGCCAGUAUGCUUUCAAAUGGGCAAUUGAUAACCUUUUCCCCAGAAGCCGGCCCCUAAAACUAAUCCAUGUUGUUCAUAGAUCACAAUCUAACCCAGGUGUGGCAGGAAACAGUGAAAUUGUGACCCAACAAGAACCAGAUCAUCAAGCUUUGCAAAUAUUACUUCCAUAUAGGUGCUUUUGCACCCGUAGAAAGGUGCAAUUUGAGACUGUGAUUCUUUACAGUUCAGAUGUGGCAAGAGCACUCCUUGAUUAUGUCUCCUUAGGUGGAGUUGAUACAUUGAUACUUGGCACAUUAUCAAGGAAUGGCCUUUCCAGUUUAAGGAUAUUCAAGAAUUCAGAUGUUUCAAGCAGUGUACUAAAGUCAGCACCAAAUUUCUGUAAUGUUUACAUUAUAUACAAGGGGAAAGUCAGUGCUAUGCGUCCUGCUUCACGUUCUGCCCAAGCUAUCCAUGCAGUUGAAAGAAAUCAAACUAUCUAUCACAAUGCGACUCAAUCAGAUCCUGACAUGUUAUAUGAUGAGGUCUCAGUUGUGGAGAAUGAUAACCCACAUGCAAGGCUAAGCACAGACAGUGAUUAUCUCUCAUUUUAUGAAAAUUUGGAAUCUGGAGGACUGGUUGGAUCUUCAUCAUCAUCAGAAAUUUUAAAUGGAAACUUUGAGCCCUUAUUCUCAUCUUCCAAAACUGCCAGUGUGGACACUAUGAAUGAUUUUUCAUGCGGUGAAGGACCAUUGUUCUCCUUAGAUAGUAUGGAAGAUGAAGUCUUAAGACAUAAGCUAGAGCAUAAGCAUGCAAUGGAAUUGUACCAUGCAGCCUGCAGAGAAGUAAAAAGCUCAAAUCAGAAGGUGAUUGAACUUCAGGAUUGGAACUUGAAACAGGAGCAGAGACUGAAAGAGGCUGAAUCAGAAAAUGCAAGAUGUAAGACAGACAUUGAAGUAGCAAAAAGGUUGGUAGUGCAAGAGAUGGAGAACAAAGUGCUAAGAGCUGAAAUGAAAGCAAUGAUAGAGGCAGAUGAGAGGAAGAAAGUUUUAGAUGCUUUAAGACAGUCUCAGAAUUUCAUCAAGUAUCAAACCUUGUUCCACUCCUUGAUUGUUCUGUUUUUAUUAUAUAUGUACUUCUCAUCCGCUUAAUCAAAACAAUUUGA